CAAACACAAACAUAUUGGAGAUAAUGAAUGCAAUGGAAAAUAUUUGCUGCAUAUAUCGAGGUCGAGGUUCAGUAACAUUUUCUUUUCUUCUUGUUUAUUCCAUGCCAUUUUAAUCAUAAUUAACGUUAUUAUUCGUGAAAGAAUCACGGUUUGUAAGAUUUGUUAUCCAGGCACGCCCAAGCAUUAAACACUGUUGUUGUUGUUGGAAAAAAUUGGAAUUCAUUCGAAUUCGAACGUUUGACCAUCGAUGGUCAAGAAAUAUCAUAUCGAUUUCUCUUUUUCAUUCAUUGCUAAAACAACAACCACAACAAAGACAAAGACAAUGAUCGAUACAUUUGAACAUCGAUUGUUUCGAUUAUCAUCGAUAAAACAUACUUUAUUAGUGGUUUAUCUAGUGUUUAUUAUGAUUUUAGUCAUUUCGAUUAUAACAUCUGUUGUAUUGCAUGGUAUCAAUCCAAUUAUGUUCUUAUUGACUGUAUUCGAUCUAAAUUCGGUCAUACAAUUGAGUAAAACAUUGAUAAAUCCACCAACAAGUCAUCCGAUGGCCCGUGAUAAUGUAACGAUAACGGAAGUAGCCUAUAUUGUCAUCAAUCGACCAUCCGGCGAAUUUAUAUUUGCAGCACUGAUAUUAUACAUAACAGCAAUAUUUAAUCAACUGAUUGCAAUCGUUUCGAUCAUACGUCGUCAUUUAUGCGUAUUGGUUUUCACAUUGAUCACAAAUGUGUUGAUAUUUUGUAUUUCGGUCAACUUUGUAAAAACAAAUUUGUUUUUAUUGUUAAUGGUUGUUAUAUUGUUGACAAUUUUAUAUACGAUCAUGUUGAAACAGAUCAAAACAGCAGUAGGUCACCAUCCUCAUCAUCCACAUCAUCACAAUCAAAAUCAUUAUUCAGCAAUUAGCCAUAAUCAAAAUGCACAACAUCAACAUCAAAGAAGAUCGCCAUCAUCAACACUGAAUCAAAAUUAUUCUGGCGGAAUAAACCCAGUUGAUUCAAGUCCAGUAUAUCAAAGUCAUCAUCAUCAUCAUCAUACACAAUCACCACAGACACCAUUAACCACCACCACCACCACCGCUACAGAUCCAAAAAUAUUGGCACCAAUCAUUUAUUGUCCACAUUAUUCUGAAAGUGUUUGUUAAGCAAAAAAGAAAACAAUAAUUGAUUGUAUUGAAUUUUUAUUCGAUUUUUAUGAUCAUUGUAGCUAAAUAUAUUAAAAAAGAUGUUGCAAUUUGGAAACUUAUUGGAGAUGUUGGCCACAAAGUGUUGGUUUUGUUGAAAAAUUUAAAUUUCGAUUAUAA
Molecule: messenger RNA, 1294 nt
Organism: Dermatophagoides farinae (American house dust mite)
Lineage: Eukaryota; Metazoa; Arthropoda; Arachnida; Sarcoptiformes; Pyroglyphidae
Source: RefSeq, a predicted model, not a curated record